This is a messenger RNA of Syngnathus acus (greater pipefish), 1360 nucleotides long. RefSeq names its product gastrula zinc finger protein XlCGF17.1-like. Bases 141 to 1244 code for a protein of 367 amino acids. Lineage: Eukaryota; Metazoa; Chordata; Actinopteri; Syngnathiformes; Syngnathidae. Gene Ontology annotation, biological process: regulation of transcription by RNA polymerase II. Gene Ontology annotation, molecular function: DNA-binding transcription factor activity; RNA polymerase II cis-regulatory region sequence-specific DNA binding. The transcript is spliced from 3 exons. The record is from RefSeq and is a predicted model, not a curated record.
ACAACAAAACCGCGCUUGGUAUAAAAACUCAAACGGAAGCGUGUCGCCUUCGAUUCGGCUGCAUCAGAUAAACACGCAACUUAUGUGGUGAAUCAGUAACAUCAGCUACACGACGACCGCAACGACGAAAGAGUGUGAAAAUGUCUGCAAGGACCUCAGCAAAGUACGUGAAGGAAAAGGACCGUAGUCGUCGACGACUGGAACAUCUUUGGCUGCAGCCUUAUGUUGUGUUGCGCAGAGCAGACAUCAGUGAAGCUAUUUGUCCGAAGCAGCCGGAGCGCACUUGCAUUAAAGAGGAAGAUGUGGGCAAAGAGGUCCAUCACUUCAAUGAACAAAUGGAGCAGAAGUUUCUUUGCAUCAUAAAAGAGGAGGAAGAGCCGGAGCGGCCUUGUAGUAAAGAGGAGGCUGAGAAGUCCUGCGACAUUAAAGAGGAGGAGGAUACCUGCAAGAUGCCAUUGACUGGUGUUCCUGUGAAGAGUUUAGAUGAGGGUCAACAUGAGGUGAGCAAAGUGGCGGAGCCUCUAAGUUGCAGCUCAAGUCAACCAAUGACCAGAGAAGGUGAUGGAGACCACUGUGGAGGAUCACAAGCAGCUCCACCAUCAGAUAGUGAUGACGUGUCGUCACAUGUUCCUGCUGCUGCUGCUGAUGAUGAGUCUCAAAACAAACACAGGCAAUGUUCUCACUGUGGGAAAUGUGCUAAUAACAGUGUUUUGAAACAACACAUGAAAAUGCACACAAGAGAGAAAAACUUUUCCUGCUCAGUUUGUGGCCAAAAAUUCGGUCAGAUGGGACAUUUAAAUGAGCACACAAGAAUCCACACUGGUGAGAAACCUUUUUCAUGCUCAGUUUGUGGCCAAAAAUUCAAUCGCAAGCAAAACAUAAAAAGGCACACAAGAACCCACACUGGCGAGAAACCUUUUUCCUGCUCAGUUUGUGGACAAAAAUUCUCUCGGGAGGCAAGUCUAACAUUUCAUACAAGAACCCACACUGGCGAGAAACCUUUUUCAUGCUCAGUUUGUGGCCAAAAAUUCUCUUACAUGGGUAACUUGAAAACUCAUACAAGAAGUCACACUGGUGAGAAACCUUUUUCAUGCUCAGUUUGUGGCCAAAAAUUCAGUCAAAAGCAAAACUUAAAAAGGCACACAAGAACCCACACUGGCGAGAAACCUUUUUCCUGCUCAGUUUGUGGCCAAAAAUUCUCUCAUAAGGUAAGCUUAAUCAAACACACAGUAGCCCACACCUAACUCUGUUGCCUGCUCAAUCACUUGCCAAAGAGUCUCUAUUGAGAAUUCCGAGUGUGUUGGGGAGAUGAUCAAUGAUCCGUGAAGGUUUCACCUUAUUUUUAAGCAGGCUUCACGAG